CGCUGCCGGUUAAUGCGGCAGUGGGAACCCGACUUUCAGCAUGGACGGCCGCUGGGUGCUCAACGUGUCUGCUGCCUCGCUUCUUGUGCUGCUGCUGGUCGCCACGGGCCCUGCCAGUUCCCAGACGUCAUCAUGCAGAGUACAGGACUGCCCCAACUACAGAACCGUACGAUACUACGAGGAGGUGGGCUGCGUUCCCAGUGCUACCGCCGGCAACUGCUGUCCAACGCACUUCGACUGCAGUUUCCUUCUGUCGCUGGACAGGACAAAAUGCCACUACGAGGGGAAGACGUACGAACCUGGCGCAGAUAUCUCGGGCGUAAUCAAGUCUGUGUGCACCCCAGCGUGUAGCUGCUUCAGUCUCACCGAAGGACCCUCGAGGGGAGAGGCGAGGUUCUCUUGCGCAGCUGGCGGUUGUGCUGGGUAUCGGAUACCAGAAGGAAAGGAGUCUUUCUGUUAUCCCACCUACAAAGUUGAUCAGUGCUGUGGAACUGGUAUUAAGUGUGCGAAUGACACCAAGAGCCCACGAAACGUGGCCGAAUGUCCUUAUAAAGGGAAGACGUACCUGGAGGGCCAGUUCAUUGAAGGAACACAGUCUGAGUGCAUGAGGUGUGUGUGUCAGAAGGGAUAUGACGGGAGUCUAAAAGAGCCCUGGUGUCGCCGACAAAGCUGCGACUACAGUCUGUGGUGGACGGUUUCUCAACUACAAAAAUGUGCGCCAAUUUUCGACGAAGACGACGCAUGCUGCGCUCAUGACUACCACUGCCCUUCCGCUGAUCCUAUUGCAGUGCAGCAUUCUGUGUCUUCAACACCAAAUGAAGGUGGGCAGUGCGCCUUUGGAGACCACAAGCUGAAGAUUGGCGACUAUUUUCUAUCAUCUGGGAGAGACUGUAUCAAAUGCAAAUGCGAUACACCACCAUUUAUAACCUGUGUGAAGCUUCCUGUCGGCUAUUGUCCUGUAGCCAAGAAAUAAGACAAAUACGUGAGACAAAUCUAUUGGAUAUUUAUUACAAGCGACAAGGCCUAUACAUCGUUGGAGGAAAAAAGUGACAACAACUUGUAAUUAAUAUCACAUGGAAAGUAAAGUUUCAAAAAUCUGCACCCAAAUUUAUGGAUUUUACUAGCUACCCCCAAAUCUUAUCAUGUAUUCAAAAAUGUAACCUAAAAAUCAGUAUGAAGGUAUCGUAAAAAAGGAUUACAGAAGUAAUCUCUACUAUACGCAUUACAGUACAUUUUAAAAUGAAACGGGAACUUGUAUUUUCGUUAUCUGUAGAUAAUAUUUUAAAAAUGAAAUGAUUAAAUUAAUACAGAUAUUUUAAUGUGUAAUAAAUAAGAAAAUGUCCUAUUUCUACAACCACAACAUAUCAUAUGGCGUUAAUGCACACCAAUCUACAGCAUAACUCCACAUCAACAGAGGUGUAGACAGCAUAAUCAAAAAUGUAAAAUUUUUUCAGUGCUGCUAGUUAGUUACAUUUGUACAGGGUAAUACAGCAUGAAAUGGACACCCAUAAUAUACAUAACAUACAUGGAACGGGUAAAUAUACUGAAGUGUGACUAAUCUAUCGUUUUCUAAUGUACGCAAGUUAUUUUUAUUGCUUACAAGUGCCGUAUCACGGUACCAAUUUUUUUUAACUGUGCCCUAUUCCCUUGGAACUGAAAAGAAACUUCGGGGAGGAAUAAAAGACACAACUUGUUUGGAACGUGAUCAAAUUAUGAUCAGAUAUCAAUUUCAGAAACUAGUAUAACACAGUUAGACGAUAGACUUCCACAAGUUGUUCGACUUCAUCAAACGUAGGCAAAACGAAACUUUGUCAAUUACUAAGACUGUCACCUCAAGUGAUCAUAAUGUUGCCGUGAGCACUAAUGCAUGCUACAAAACACGAUGAAUUUCGUAUAGAGUUCGCAAGCUGACCUCUUCGCCCUGAGAAGAGUAAUUCUUCAUGACGUGUUGUAUUAAUGAUUUCAUAUUGGUUGUAGGAUUUAUUGGGGACUGAGCUAAUGCUCGAACCCCAAGACAAAUUGUGGAUUUACAGACUGAGGGGUUGGUGGUCCACCACUGUGCAUCUGUACUAAUAAUGGACCCAGCUGUCUAGAACAGAUUAUCUCAUGCAAGUACUGAUUACACUCACCAAGUAAGGAAAAUAUUGCGAUGGCUAAUGAAUAACAAAAUCAUUUACAUUAAAAACAUGAAAAUUCAGUGGGAAUAAAAUAAUAAAGAAUAUAGGCAAUACAUUGGCAAGAUUAAGUUCAAUACUGUAUAUUUUUCUUUCAAUUUACACACGAUGAAGUAUGUGGUUUCCAACCACAAGGGUGAACUGCAAUUAUCUGAGCGGUAAAAAAAAGGGGAUUGAAUUGUAUUUCAAUCACAAAACUACAUUAUUUUUGAAAGACCAAUAGUAUUAUCACUAUUUUGUAAGACUUUAAUACUGAUUAAACACGUUAUCAAUAAUUACAUUUUUGAAUACUAGAGUGAUAUGCCACAUAAUUUGGUGUAGAUUGCAGCUUGUGAAAUAUAUUGUGUUUGAUCAUCAUCAUCAUCUUAUAAUGCACCCAUUACACGUAUAGUUUGUACCAUGCAUCUAUGACACUAAAAUUUAGACAUAUAUAUCACAUGUACAAUGUUAUCUAUAAAAAUACCUUCUAUGAUUUGUAAGUA
Molecule: messenger RNA, 2656 nt
Organism: Schistocerca gregaria
Lineage: Eukaryota; Metazoa; Arthropoda; Insecta; Orthoptera; Acrididae
Exons: 8
Coding region: 41-973 (310 amino acids)
Source: RefSeq, a predicted model, not a curated record